Molecule: messenger RNA, 3069 nt
Organism: Magallana angulata
Lineage: Eukaryota; Metazoa; Mollusca; Bivalvia; Ostreida; Ostreidae
Exons: 12
Coding region: 604-2823 (739 amino acids)
Source: RefSeq, a predicted model, not a curated record
GGUUUGAGAAGUAAGUUAAUGAAACUGUGACCUUUUGUGACCGUUUUAAAGACACCAGUAUAUAAUUCUCAUGGAGAAUUCAGUACACCAUCGAUGUCUUGAAGACGCCGCUAAUUCUCCCUAAUUAAUCGUUCUAUAUCUGCAAGAGUUACAAGAGCAAUGCCUGAUAUUUGUGAACAGAAACUUGACAUUGAGAAAGAGAAAGCCAGAGGCCUCCAUCCCCGAGCGUAGUCAGGGACUUCGUUAAUUACCGUGUACUUCUUCCUCUGCAAGGUCAGCGAGUCGGGAUCGAUGCCAUAUUGUGUUUCUGUGACGGACCUGUAUUAGCGACAUCCUGUUUUACACAGUCCCGUGACAGUUUAGGUCUCAGAAUACAACACGCACUUAAGUGAAAUCACCAGUUAAAGGCUCGGCGUGAUCCUCCUGUUUAAAUUGGUUCAUUACCCGAGCUCAGUCUCCGCCCGGUCCCCGCUCGCCUCGGGCAAUUCAAAUGAUUUACUGAUAUGGACGUCUUUGGAUGGCACUACUAAUGAGAACACAGAAUGUGUAGCGCCAUAGCGCCAGGAACUGGGCAAUGACGGAGUGAGGGAGGCAGAACGCAGCAUGGGGUCAAACGACAUCUCUGCCCACGUGUACGAGCGGGUCAUUAGCAUCAUCAGCAAACCCCCUCACCGCCGGACAGACCUGGAAAUAGGACAAAUCUUGUCCUGGUUCAAGAAAAAGUCCGACUUGUUCAGACAACUCAAAGACGAGAUUAUCACAGAUAUAGUGAAGAAUUGUGAGUUUGAAACUGACGAGAAAGAUGACAUCAUUAUCAAACAGGGGGAAAAAGGCGAAUGUUUCUUCAUCAUCCUGAGUGGGACAGUGUCCAUCUAUAUCAACACAAAUUUUGGUCCUGAUGACGAAACAGGCGACACCGCCUCACCGGAAGCUGAAGAGGAGGGGUCACACACCGGAAGAAGGAACAAACCGUUGGACCGGUCUUUAUACGGAAACUAUGUUGGUAAAAUUGAUGCCGGGCGGAGUUUCGGGGAGCUGGCCCUGAUCAAUGCCGACUGUAUCCGGAACGCCACCAUUAUUGCCGACGAGAAGACGGACCUUGUUAUCGUCAACAGGGACCUGUACAAGCGAUCACUGCACGAGUUCCAAUCCAAGGACUUCGAGGAGCGCAAGAGGUUCGUGGACAGCCACGCCAUGUUUGACAACUGGCUCCCCAAGUACAAGAAGCAAAUGGCCAUGAGUCUGAGGCGGGAAAAAGUCCUGUUCGAUUCCACCAUCGUCCGCCAGGGGGCGCCCGUGGACGGGAUCAUGUUUCUGUUGAGCGGACAGGUCAAGCUGUUGAUGGACCCCGUGUUACACACUGUGCAGUACCCAAACUACUUCCCCAUAGCAGACCCAGCGGACCUAGAGAGGGUCCAAGCCAGAGAAGUUCUACGCAGGGAGCUGAGCAUUUCCCCAUCAAAGCAGGACGAGGUCAAGAAGUGGUCCCCGACUCCGGUAUCCGCGGCACCGUCCGCCACGGAGAGCAGGAACAAAAUGAGGUCCCCUCAGGUCCCCCGACACGCGAUAGAGGUCUGUAAUUUGGGGGCCUUCGAAAUCAUAGGUGACUUGGAGGCUGUCGUGGACCUCCCCACCUACUGCUAUACAGUGAAGUGUACUCAGGAAUCCGAGGUCUUUCUCCUGGACCAGAAAAACUACGAUAGACUGAUAGAAAAACGCAAUCCUAAGGUCAUCGACAUUUUCAAAGAGUCCGUCCGGGAGAAAUACCGACUCAGGUUAUCGUGGCUUCCAAACAAGGAACUUCCGCUUAUCCGCUACUUCCUAUAUCAGCUCCGCGAGGAAGAGCGAUCAAAACGAGACCGUCCUCUGAAAACGACGGUUCGGGAACCAGUACAGGACUGGAGCGUGUCCAAUCUAAAGAAGGGACCACUGAUCGACAUGUUCGGACCCGGAAGUGUGUUCUUCCUGAUUCGGAUGAAAGAAAAACAAAGACAGCUUGAGAAGGAGCGCUAUAAUGGCGCCAAAAAGAGGCUGCAGCAAACGCGCCCAAGAAACCCGCCCCAAACUGUGCCGACUGUGGAUUCUUUGGCGUAUCAGAUGUCACGUGAAAAUACUUUUGUGUCUCAGUUAGGGCGGACUUCAACUGCAGAGAGCGGGUUUGGUUCUGGUAAAAGCCAGGACAGGAGUGGAGGAUUGGAGGACGAUGUUUUCAAUGACGACAGUGGGAUUGAGUCCGCGACCAGUCGGCUUGUUUGUGGAAGUUCACAGGGUCGCACGGGUGACUCGUCGCCAAGAAACGAUUUCACGUUCAUUGAUACGGAAAUCAACGAAGAUAACCUCGUACGGCUGGAGAAACGACUUGAAGCAUGGAACAGUAAAAUGACGGCGGACUCACAACGGAAGAGGAACAAUAAACCUGUAAAACUACCUCGAUAUGUUCACGAGGGUGCUUUGGCUCCAAUUCCCGGCAAAAAGGUAUUCAUCAAACCGAUACGGAAGAAGGAAGUCGAUAUCAUAGAAACGCUCAAAAAGACCAUGGACGACAGCAGUUCUACUCACUCAAUGAGUUACAGAGACGGAGAACAAACUGAUCGCAGCGCCACUUCAGCAGUGUCGUCGGCAAGAACCCCGGCAGACGGAAAGGGAAGACGUCAUCGGCCGUGUAAGGUGUCGUUUGGUCAGAGGCCCGUCAUUCGCCGGAAACGGGCAGCCACGGCGAGACAAUAUACUGCAGAGGAAUACGAAGCAUUGAAAGGAGAACUUCGCCGGAAGCAGCUCUCUUUCAAAUCAAUCCUCUGUCGGCCACAGUCCGCCUUUGCUUAAGAGACCUCGCAGUGUUAGAGAUUGAUAUACAUUGAUGGAGAGAGAGAGAGAGAGAGAGAGAGAGAGAGAGAGAGAGAGAGAGAGAGAGAGAGAGAGAGAGACUCAAUUUACAUAGAACUGAUAAACAAACCAUGUGUAGACAAACUACUCAUUAUGAUUUCAAAAGCACUGAAAUAAAUAUAACGCAUACUGUCUUUUUUGAAUCUACGAAAUGUUGAUAUGUAUUAAAGAUAACUAUCUUUUUAA